Molecule: messenger RNA, 720 nt
Organism: Yamadazyma jaroonii
Lineage: Eukaryota; Fungi; Ascomycota; Pichiomycetes; Serinales; Debaryomycetaceae
Source: the annotation of a GenBank genome assembly
AUGGCUUCUAAUCCUCCAGGUGCUUGUUGUCUUGAAAAAUCCUUACAUGAAGGUACCCCAAUUGGUUCAUACAAAACCGUUGCAGGUCUUGAUACUUAUGUUGUUGGGACCGAGAACGGUAAUGAUAACAUAAUCGUUAUCGCUACUGAUAUAUACGGUUACAAAUUACAAAAUGUUUUGUUAAUUGCUGAUCAAAUUGCCAAGGUCGGUAAAUACCAAGUUUUAAUUCCUGACAUUUUAAAAGGUGAUCCAAUUGAAGAAGAAUUUGCUACUUGGUUACCAAAACAUGGGCCAGAAAUCACCACUCCAAUUUUUGAUGGUUUCUUAUCUUCAUUAAAAUCCGAAUAUAAACCAAAAUUCCUCGGUGGUAUUGGUUACUGUUUUGGUGCUAAAUACGUUAUUCAAAACUUACGUAAAGAUGGUUUAUUAGAUGCUGGUGCAGGUGCUCAUCCAUCAUUCGUUUCAGUUGAAGAAGUUGAAGAUGUUGCCAAACCUUUAACUAUUUCUGCCGCCCAAAUUGACCCUAUUUUCACCGUUGAAUUGAGACAUAAAACUGAAGAAAUCUUAUCCAAAAAGGAAGGUGUUAGUUGGGAAUUAACCUUAUUUGCCGGAGUUUCACAUGGUUUUGCAGUUAGAGGUGAUAUUUCAAUCCCUCAAGUCAAAUAUGCCAAAGAAAAAGCUUUGACUGAUCAAUUAGCGUUCUUUGCUGCUAAUAAAUAA